Molecule: messenger RNA, 1302 nt
Organism: Fusarium subglutinans
Lineage: Eukaryota; Fungi; Ascomycota; Sordariomycetes; Hypocreales; Nectriaceae
Exons: 2
Coding region: 1-1302 (433 amino acids)
Source: RefSeq, a predicted model, not a curated record
AUGCCAGCAUUCGCCUUUAACGACCUCCCGACGGAGAUGCGGAACAAAGUUGUGCUAGACGCGCUUCCCUCCGUCACCGUACCAUUUCGGUACCUCUAUGAUGACAUCGCGUGGGUAUAUGACUACUCCGAAGAGCAGACCAUCAAGGCACUGCUGGAAACAAACGCCGACGUCGCUUCCCUUGUGAAUCAAGUGCGAUGCCUGAAGGCCGUAGGCUGCGAUGGGGCCCCCGUCAUGUCUAGGAUUGGCGGCGUGCCCUUCCGCAUCGACCCUUUGCACGACAUCUUCCAGGCAGUGGACAUGCGUCUUCCUGCCCUUCAGCCUUCUGUCUCCUGGAACCCACAGAGUAUUAAAGAUCACCAUCGCCAUGCCUUGCCCGUUGAAAACAUCCUCAGUGUGUCGCGAACUGUUUGGCUCCGUCGGGGUCAUCCUCCCCUCAACAACAACAACAACAACAACAACAACCAGAGCGAUAGUAACGGUCACGGCUCAAACCAGGCUAGCCCAUCUGAUGCUCCUAUUCCACCUCAGACAUACUUGGAGAUGCCAAUGGAGUCAGACCUCCCCAUAUUUUCUCGCCUCCCGAAGGCCAAAAAUCUCUCUCUAAUCAUUGAGAAUGUUGGCCGAGAGUGGCAUGUCGAAGGGUGUCAAAUGUUUGGCCCUGAUGUUGUUGGACCACGAUUUCGUGGAAACGACUGGGGGAUACGACGUGCCGGUAGUCACUCCAUUGAGGCCCAAAACCAUUUCCUGGACCAUGGCAUUCGUGCGGAUACGCGAACUCCCUGGACUUUCCCAGCCGGCUGGGAUCGCCUGAGUGAUCCCUUGGAUCGCUCUGACUAUUCGCCAAGUGACGCGCGAUUCUCCCCGCCUACCAUUGGAUUCUAUGGCUACAGCCGCGGCAACGUCUCCCUUGGAGGACAGUGGGCAGGGUUCCGACUCUGGGUGAACGAAAACAAGGUCGAGUUCAGCCCUCUCUCUUGGUGGGAGGUAGAGCCACUCAUUGGAGACUACUACUCCAUCGAGGAGCGCGGUUAUCGUACGUGUCACCCUGGUUUUGUGGCUCGCAUCUGGGUCAUCCGGUCGAAGAAGGAUCUCCAGCCAACCAACCAGCCUCACCAUCACUGGAUGGAGGUUCGUGAGGCAGAGAUUGGUGACCCCGAGUGGGUAGAGCAGAUCUCGACGACCUGGAAGAUGGUCCGCGAUAUGCUGUCUCGUGUUCGUGGGGAGGUCAGCAUUGAGGAGGACAAUGAAUUGAACCUCGCUGCUGGAAGCUACCGUCUCCAGAUGGAGCCCGUUGAGUAG